This is a messenger RNA of Rotaria sordida, 507 nucleotides long. The record is from the annotation of a GenBank genome assembly. NCBI's taxonomy places the organism in Eukaryota, Metazoa, Rotifera, Eurotatoria, Philodinida, Philodinidae.
AUGACAGACAAAAAAAUGAAAAAGAAGGCUCAACGUGCCACAAGUAAUGUUUUUUCAAUGUUUGAUCAAAAACAAGUACAAGAAUUUAAAGAAGCAUUUAAUCUUAUGGAUCAAGAUCGUGAUGGUACUGUUAGUAUGGAUGAUUUAAAAGAAGUAUAUGCUUCACUUGGCAAAGCACCAAAAGAUGCCGAAUUAAAAGCUAUGCUUGAAGAAGCUCAAGGUCCAGUUAAUUUUACUACAUUAUUAACUUUAUAUGGAGAUCGAUUAAAUGGUACAGAUGAAGAAAUGGUUAUAUUAAAUGCUUGGAAAAAUUUUGAUGUAGAAGGAACUGGACAAAUAAAUCAAAAACAUUUACGAGAAAUUCUUAUAGGCGAAGGACGUCCUGAAGAUCGAUUGACCGAUAUGGAGUUCAGUCAAAUGCUUGAUGGUGCCCCAAUGGAUCCUAAAGGCAAUCUUGAUUAUGCCGAAUUUACCCGACAGAUUAAACGUGGCAAAGAAGAUGAAUAA